Molecule: messenger RNA, 3216 nt
Organism: Merops nubicus (carmine bee-eater)
Lineage: Eukaryota; Metazoa; Chordata; Aves; Coraciiformes; Meropidae
Product: protein Niban-like
Exons: 13
Source: RefSeq, a predicted model, not a curated record
GAAAAACAGAGGCCGUCAUCAAAAACUUCAGCCCGCACUACAGGCGGCAGUACGCGGUGGCUUUCUGCAGGCACGUGCAGGAGGAGCUGGAGCAGCACCGGGAUGCCCAGUCCCGCUUCCUGAAAACCAAGCCCCCGCUGGAAGCUGGGACAGUCUUAUUUGAAGCAGAGCUGCUGCAUUUUGCUGAGGAUCUGAAGAAGUGGAAGGACAGAUACGUCGUUAUCAGAAAUGACUACACUGUGGAUUGCUUUGAGACUAAAGAGGCUUACCAGAAAGGAGCCAGUCCUAAAUAUCAUGUUCUUCCUGCAGGAGGCAAAGUACUGACUUCAGAAGAAGAUUACAAUUUGCUGUCUGAUAAACAUUUUCCAGAUCCUGUUGGAUCAAGCGAGAAGGAGAUGGCUCAAGCCUUCGUCCAGCUGCCCAAGGAGUUCCCGGUCUACCUGUGGCAGCCCUUCUCCCGGCACAGCUGCUACUGCUGCCCAGAGGCAGGAGCUCAGCGGCAGCUCAGCGCCGCGCUGCAGGACUGCGUGAGACACGCGAACCACGAUUUUCUCAAGCAGAAUACAUAUGAAGUCGAGGCAUUCUUAGAAGCCAUUCAGUUCUUCCGGCAGGAGAAGGGCCACUAUGGGACAUGGGAAAUGAUAACUGGCAAUGAAAAAGAGAUCCUGAGCAAUCUUGUGAUGGAGGAGCUCCUGCCUAACCUUCAGACCAUGAUGCUGCCUAAAAUGAAAGGAAAGAGGAAUGAUAGGAAGCGGGCCUGGUUUGGUAUUGUAGAAGAAACUUAUGGCUUAGUCCAGCAGCAGGUGUCAGAAGGAUUAUGCACCUUGAAAGAAGAAUGCAGAGAUUUUGUGAAAACUCUUGAAGGAACCAUUCGUUCAGACAUGGAUCAGAUUCUGAACUCAAAGAACUUCUUAGCUGGAAAAAUCAAAGCCACUGUUUCUGAGCCUGCCCAGAAGUGCUGCACAGAGAAUAUCCAGCCAUUUCUCACCUCCAUACUAGAGGAGCUCAUGGGCCCAGUGAGUUCUGGAUUCACUGAAGUCCGCUCACUUUUUGAUAAAGAAGUUAAUGAAAUCAUCCAAGACUUCCAGAAGACAAAUGAUAUCACAAAGCUAAAGGAGAAUGUGGGUGAGCUUAUGAAACUACCGUUCAACUCUGUGAAAAUGGAGCCCUGCUAUCUGAAAGUGAACCUCCUUCAGGAGCUCCUUCAAGAUCUUAAGAGUCGCUUCAAGGUCUAUCACAUUGAUUUUGUGAUUCAGAGGACACAGAACUUCAUGCAAGAGCUGAUGGAAAAUGCAGUUUAUACUUUUGAGCAGUUAUUCUCACCAAGUCGCCAGGCAGACUCAGCCAAAGUUGCAACAACCAUUGAAAAAGUCAAGCUGAGAGUACUGAAGCAAUAUGAUUAUGACAGCAGCACUAUCCGGAAGAAGAUAUUUCAAGAAGCACUGGUACAGAUUACUUUGCCCACAAUGCAGAAGACACUGGCUUCAACAUGCAAACCAGAGCUGCAGAAGUACGAGCAGUUCAUUUUUGCCGAUUACACCAGCGUGAUCCAAGUGGAGAAUGUGUACGAAGAGAUUUUGUAUCAGACUCUGCUUGAAGAAGCCCUGAAAGUGAUAAAAGAAGCUGCCAUUAUGAAGAAGCACAACCUCUUUGAAGAUAACGUCAGUUUGCCCUGUGAAAGUGUGUCCAGCCUAACAGACCUGAAGACCCCUUCAGGAUCAGCCCAAACCACUCCUGCCAAGAAGCCUUCCACGGCCCGAGCCGAGGCGUCAGACAGCGAAACUCAAAGUGAUGAAACGCUCAUUGUGACGGAAAAAAUUUCCUGGGAGAAGGAUGCUGAUGGUAGAAAGUCAUCAGACAAAGAGGCAGUCUCUUCUGCUAAUCCAGCUGGGGAUCAAGCAAGCAAAGAUGAAGAAGUGGUCAUUAAAGACAUCAUUGAAAAUCAGGAGUCCCUUCCAGCUGCCCUUACAAAACAGGAGGCUGCAGAGCAAGAAAGCACUUUGGAGAACAAAGACAUAAUGAAAGAGUUUGUAGUGAACAUUGAGAAUGAGUUUAAGACACAACAAGAAGCUGUGGAGGAAAAGGUAGCUCUGGGGACUGAAACUGCAGUGAAAGAUUUUGGUGUCAUCCCUGAAAAAGAACUUAAGGUACUUGAAGAAGCAGUGGAGGAAAAGGUAACUUCAGAGAGUAAAAUGGCAAUGGAUGCUGCGUUUGUCAGUGACGCUGAAAAAGGAAUCAAAGUGCAGGAAGAAGUUGCUGAGACAAAGCUGACUUCCCCACAUGAUAAUGUAGCAGAAGCAGAGAUUUUAGGGAAUGCUGAAAAGAAAAUCCAGGUAGAAAUUAUGGAAGCAUCAUCUCUGAGUGAAGAUGCAGUAGCAACAGGGUGUGAAAAGGAUAGUGAAAAAGAAAGCAAUGAGCAAGGAGUGAGUACUGACACAAGGGUUAUUUCCCAGGAUGAAAGCACAGGGAAAGGAGGAUCUGGGGAUAAUCCUGAGAACACAAGCAGGUCAGAAGAAAACAGUCGUAAAUGCCCUGAUGAUGUGAAUGAGAUAAGGAGUUUGCUCAUGGUAACAGUUGAGAUACCAGCAGAUACUCCAGCUGAGAAGAUAGAGGAGGUUUGUGAAGGUGAGAUAUUAAAGUUGCAGGAGCACAGGGAAGGGAGCAGUGAGAUGAGCCAAAUGGCCGUGGUGGGAAUUCAGGUGAGCCAGACCAUGAUGAAUAAAGAAGCAGCAGAAUGUGCGGAGUUCAAGGACAACCAACCAUCUUCACCUCACUUGGGGGUAGAUGGUAUGGAUUUAGUGAAGGUGUCCGAGGUGGCCCACAACACAGCGCAAGCAGAAUGGCUGGUUGGGAGCUCAGGUGCACCUCAGGAGGCACAGGCAGAGGUGGAGACCAAGCAGAGCGUUUGGUACGCGGGCGCGGGAAGCAGCAGAAGCAAUGGAUUGCAGCCAGAGGAGCACACCGAGGACGUGGCUGAAGGCAGGAGAUCAGCUGAGGUGGCAGGGGGAGUGGGGAGCAGCCACGCUGGCCCAGGGGAGGUUGGGACGCCGAGCUCUUCUCAGAAUCCUGCUGAAGACGCAGACACGGCGCAGGCGCCCGGCGUGGGUACGGAGGAGCCAAGCACAGGACUGCCAGACCUGCUGGAGCAGGGCCAGGGGAGCGCCAGAGGCAGCGCAGGAGACACACAGCCUGGAGAGGGUGAAGGGGAGCCAGCGG